Molecule: messenger RNA, 1114 nt
Organism: Lytechinus variegatus (green sea urchin)
Lineage: Eukaryota; Metazoa; Echinodermata; Echinoidea; Temnopleuroida; Toxopneustidae
Product: putative gamma-glutamylcyclotransferase CG2811
Exons: 3
Coding region: 345-878 (177 amino acids)
Molecular function (GO): gamma-glutamylaminecyclotransferase activity
Source: RefSeq, a predicted model, not a curated record
UCAGAAGACUAUUCCACUGGGCCACAACGCUCCACAUGUUAUUAUUUCGAUGUUAUGACGACGUGAUCAUAGUGCAACUCUUCGUAGAGCUCAGUUUGGUUUGAACCAAGUUCAACCAACAUCAUCGACGUUGGCCUCUGUUAAAAUUGCCUUCGUACUUUGCCCCUUGGCUUUGCCCUUGAAAAGGGGCUUUUAAUUUAGCAAAUCGCGAUAACAUUAUCGUGAAUAUAAACAAGGAAGAAUGUGCCCGGUUCCCUGUAUACGUACAAGAAUCACUGAACAAGUUUAUUACUUACUGACAGGGACUGACAUGAGCUACAUAGCGACCAUUCGAAUCUCUUAUCAUGUUGUCGAACCGACUGUUCUUGUAUGGAACAAUUAAAUCAGACCAACCCAAUCAUUCGUUUAUUCCAAAGGAAGAUCCACAACGCUGUCGAUUUCUUGGCAAGGGAAAGACCGAGACAAAAUGGCCGCUGGUGAUCGCAACAAAAUACAAUUUUCCAUUUCUCUUGGACCGUGAAGGGGAAGGAUACAACGUCGAAGGCGAGGUGUAUGAGAUGGAUGAUGGUCUCCUUUCCUACAUCGACGAAAAAGAAGGUUAUCCAGAUCACUACGAUCGUCGUCAGGUCAACAUCGUCAUGGACAAGAUGACGAAUGACACCGAGCCAAAGACAUUGAGGUGUUGGUUUUAUCUCUUACCUAGGUUUAGCCCAUCUGUGUUGGCUCUCGAAAAAUACAAGAGUUACAACAGCUAUGGCGCCCACGGCAAGCAAUGCAUCGAGGUAUACGACCACAAGAGAAAUGAAUGGGUAGAGCCCAUUGAGAAAGUGCAUAGAGAGAUUGCACGUUUACAAGGAAUUGAUGAAAAAUGCAACUAAAGUCAUUUGGCCGACAAUUCAUUUUCUGGUUGUUUAGGCACUGUGGUUAUUCAAUCAUAUUGAUGUUUUAUAGCAUCUUAAUGCACACUGUACUAGCUCUUUAUCAGGGGACACGUCACAUUAUGGACUUCAUGCCAUCAUAGUGAGAAAAUAGCUGGAUUUUACUUAAGAUGUUUACCUGAAAUAAACUUUGUGAAAUUUAGAUUGUUGGGAAAAGUUUGGUAUUAAAUUAAAAA